Molecule: messenger RNA, 990 nt
Organism: Gekko japonicus
Lineage: Eukaryota; Metazoa; Chordata; Lepidosauria; Squamata; Gekkonidae
Product: acidic leucine-rich nuclear phosphoprotein 32-related protein 2-like
Exons: 2
Coding region: 1-990 (329 amino acids)
Source: RefSeq, a predicted model, not a curated record
AUGGCUCAGGCCCUGCUGGCUGCCUGCCUGGAGCUGGUUCCUGGCCCCACCAUGAAGCCCGGGGGCCUCUUGCUCAUCCUGGGGUCUUUUGCCCUCUGGGCUGAGCUGUCGGCGGCACCAACGAAAGACUCUGCUGGGUCCUCACCUCUCCCCCAGCUUGGCGGCACAGGGACGCACCAGCCGGGGGAAAUCCCAUCAACGGACGAAGGCAGCAGACUCCCCUCUGCAGUGAAGAAGGACGCCCGCGUGCUCCAGACGGACCCCGUGCCGGGGGGAGACCCCCUCCCCUCAGAAAGGCCUGCCUGCAAGAAAGGACUCGGGAACAAAACGGAAGCGGGGUCUGCUGGGAAACCCCUCUGCGGUGAAAAGCCAGUCUGUGCUGGGAAGCUGGCACCUGCCGGGGCGCACCUGGCGCAUCUCUCCCCCACCUCCGACGGAAAGCUGACUUCUGGUUGUGACGAGCCCACGUCUGGGGGAAUGGCCUCGUCCGACUCUGGCCACGCGACUCCUGGGAAACCCCCCCAAGCUGGGAAGCCGGCCCCUCACAACCAGCCAGGAUCCAGCGAGAAACCUGCGGCCGAGAAGCCUCAAGCGGAGGAGGAACCGGAGGAGGAUGCUGGGGAUGGGGACGGUGAUGGCAGUGAAGAAGAGGAAGAAGGUGAUGACGAUGACAAUGAUGAAGACGAGGAGGAGGGGGACAGAUACGAAGGUCUCAGUUCCAUCUUCAGUGAGGACAAUGACGAGGGAAAGGAAGACACCUUCGACCACGAACUCGAUUACGGGCUGGAUCAGUCCCCCCUCAACAGCGACGAGUACCACGACUGGUGGGGUGGGGGCGAGGCUGAGGAGCUGGAGGCCAGACCCAAGGGGGAGGGGGAGGAGGAGGGAGGGGGUGCCGAUGCCUUUGAGGAGCCCGUGUUCGAUGUGUGGGGAGACCCUGUGGAGAAAGGAUCCAGGCCUGAGGCCCGGUCUGGCGGAGGCCGCUUCUGA